Messenger RNA from Moneuplotes crassus, 1070 nucleotides. The record is from the annotation of a GenBank genome assembly. Lineage: Eukaryota; Ciliophora; Spirotrichea; Euplotida; Euplotidae.
CCCUAAAUGGCGCUGAGAUUGCUAAAUAAUAAUCUAAUUCAACAUGAAUUCAUCCUUUUUCGACUACAAUCAAGAGAUCUCUAUUCUAUCAACUCCUUAUGGCAGCAAAGAAGGCACUGAAAGGUAUUUUCCAAGGAAGAAAAAGUCUCAAACUAAGGAAGAUAUGCUGCUCUCAAGUAUUCCCUUUGCUCUACUACCUCAAGGCGAUAAGAAGAAGAUUCUUACUAGAAGAAAUGGCAUGAAGGAUUUGAAAACACAGCAAGUCCUUCAUCAGUUCAAAUGCGGCUCUAGGUCUCAAGAGCCCAGAAGAGCAGCUAGAGAUCAGAGAAAGAGUAAAAUAUCUGCCAAGAAGUUUAUCCAUGCAUUUAAUAAGGCUAAACUUAGGCAAAAUAAGCAAGGAUGUAAAGAGAAGAAGAACUCAAAUGGUCUUAAGAUCGCCAGUUUGACGACUGAUACUUGUGGAAAUGGAAGAGAGUAUCAAAAGAAUCUAUCUAAAAAUGAAGCUUCAAAGUUAAAUUUUGAUUCGAUAAAUUCAGAGUCCACAAAAUUUGGAUUGUUAGAAUCAGGACAUAUAAAGCUUAAUUCUAAUACUCCUUCAAAUAUCCACCAUGGCCAGAGACUUGGCUACCCCAUCUCUGACUUCCAAACACCAUCAAGGAACGAAAACCUCCCAGGACUAUCAAUUUUCACUGACACAAAGAUCAAAACUCCACUUAUGAAGAUGGAGAGCUUUCGGAUUACUAAUUCGAAGGUGCUGUUAGCAAGACUUAGAGGGAAGUUAGGGAAGGCAUCCCUUACAAGUCCUUUGAAUAUUCCUGAAUCAAGGAGAUCCAAAAAAUGCGCGUCAGAAUGCAAGGUUAGAAAGCCUGUAGCUGAUAAAUCAGAUAUUAAAGCUGAGAAAGCAUACCAAAGAAUGGAAAAACUCCUUGGGAAGUUCGAUGAGUGAAUUAGAGACGCUAAUAUCUAUGCUGGUGACUCUGCCCAAAUCUCUCUUGAGCUUCGAAGGACUAAGGUCAGGAGGAAGAUCCGUGCUUAUAAUGAAACCGUCAAUGUGUAAAUUUCAAACCGAU